Messenger RNA from Myotis daubentonii (Daubenton's bat), 1147 nucleotides. Its product is annotated as erythroid transcription factor-like. Gene Ontology annotation, biological process: cell fate commitment; positive regulation of transcription by RNA polymerase II; negative regulation of transcription by RNA polymerase II. NCBI's taxonomy places the organism in Eukaryota, Metazoa, Chordata, Mammalia, Chiroptera, Vespertilionidae. Gene Ontology annotation, molecular function: RNA polymerase II cis-regulatory region sequence-specific DNA binding; zinc ion binding; DNA-binding transcription factor activity, RNA polymerase II-specific. The record is from RefSeq and is a predicted model, not a curated record. Gene Ontology annotation, cellular component: nucleus.
AUGGCCAGAAGCCUUCCCGAGGCUGUGUGGAUCACGUUCCCUGUGUAUGUGCAGACCUGGGAACGUACAUCCCCAGACUGCAUCAUUGGGAAUGAAUACGAAGAUUCCUAUGCAAGAGGCACCUUCCUCGAGAACAUCAGCGCACAGCGACUGAGUCCGGACCUGUUGAUGCUGGGGCCUGCAGAGCCUUCCUCCAUCCCUGUCCCCAGCAGUGCCUACGGGCCCCCCGACUUUCCUAGGAGCUUCUUUCCUCUAACCAGAAGCCCCCCCAAUCCAGCCGUCUAUUCCUCCCCCAACCUCCAAGGAACCCUGCCCCUGUCCACCUGUGAGGCCUGGGAUUGUGCGCCAUGCAGGGUGGUUCUGAGACGGUGUGAUAGCCCGUGUACCAGGCACAGCGACAGUCCGGCAGGGCGAAAGUCCGGCAGAGCGAAAGCCGCUCCACAGUGCUACCUGUGCAAUGCCGGUGGUCAGACGAUGACUAGGCAGCACAAGCCCCAAAGGCGCCCGAAGGUCAGCAAGCGUGCAGGUGCCCAGUGCACCAACUGCCAGACAACCAUCACGGCAGUGUGGCGGCUGAAUGCUAAUAGAGACCCCGUGUGCAAUGCCUGCGGCAUUUAUUACAAGCGACACCAGGUGAACCGACCACGGACCGUGCAGAAGGGUGGUAUAAAGUCUAGAAAACCCAGGCCAUCACAGAAAGAAAAGAAGCCAGUGUCGAGCCUGGGAGGCACAGGACCGGCUGAUGCUCCGGCUGGGGGCUUCAUGGUGGUGGCUGGGGGCAGCGAUGGUGGGAAUUGUGGGGAAGUGCCCUCAGGCUGGAGAUUGGGCCCACCUGAUACUGCCCAUCUCUACCAAGGCCCGGGCCCCGAGGUGCUGUCAGGGCCUGUCAGCCACCUCAUGCCUUUCCCCGGGCCCCUGUUGGGUUCAACCACAGGCUCCUUCCCCACAGGCCCCAUGCCUCCCGCCACCACCAGCACUGUGGAGGCGCCACUCAGCUCAUGAGGACACAGAGUAUGGCCUCAAAGCAGGGGUAGGGUCCCUCUCCGCGUGGAGCCAGCAGUCUCUCUACAACCCAACCCUCUGGGCCCCCCAUAGUCCUUGGUCUGGACUGUCAAUGAUUUGUAAAAUAAAGCACCAAAGUCCUGAA